GUCAACGACUGAAUUUUCGGACGCCCACAUUUUCGGACAUGCCCGAUAUUUCGGACGUCUUCGCGGCACCGCCACGAGCCCCAUAGAAUCAAUGUAUAAGGACAUCUGAAGUUUCGGACGCUCGAACCCCCCGCCGUCCAAUUUUCCGGACUUUUUGACGCGACGGAAGGUCCUUUGGCUCCUCGCGUAGCGCCCUCGCGAAGGAAAUCGACUUGCAGCCGAAGCAUAUCACCGCUUUGAACCACAACUAGCCGAAUCUAGCCGUCACACACCAAUGUGGUCUGGCCACGCUGGCUAUGUUCAUCGCCGCACUUCCGCCUCCGGCGGAGUUUCCAGAGCGGCGCCAUUUCGUUUGUUUGCGGGUCACGUUUUGGCUGGCGUAGUGUGUGGUUGUGCUGUUGUGCUCUGCGACGCUAGGCCUAGGUGCUUCGACGCUCGUCAGCGAACUCCACUGUUCAAAUUGAGGACUUCGCUUGCCUUCGAUGGCCCCCACUCCGUCUUCGUCGUCCUCGCCGAUGGCAUCGAAGCGCGGAAAACAAUACCGUCGGUUAACGAUGAAGAAGAAAGCAGCCAUUAUAAAACAAGUCGUGAGCGGCCGAUCGCAGGCUGACGUGAGCAAGGAGUUCGGAAUUUCUAAGCAAACAGUUUCGGAUUUCCUCAAGAACAAGGACAAGAUCUUGGAAGCGGCCGAAAAACCAUCUGGUGCCCAAAAAAAGAAUGCAAGCCAAGGUGUUCAUCCAAAGCUUGAGGAAGCUCUCGUCGUGUGGCUUAAUUCGAUGACAGCAAAGCGGUUGCCGGUCUCGGGCUGCAUCUUGAAAGAAAAAGCGGAAACUCUCGCGGUUCAAAUGAACAUUGAGGAUUUUAAAUUUAGUGAUGGAUGGUUGAGGAACUUUAAACAUCGGAAUGACCUCAAGUUCAAGAAGAUGUGCGGCGAGAGCGGCGCCGUCGACAGUGCAGUUAUUGAGCAGUACCGCAACGGAAAACUACAGUCAUUGUUGCAGCAGUUCUCUGCUGACAACGUUUUCAACUGCGACGAAACUGGUUUGUUUUAUAAGAUGUUGCCAGAAAGAACGCUCGCUUUUGCUGGUGACCCAUGCCAUGGUGGCAAGCACAGUAAAGAACGGCUGACCGUUCUUGUCGGCAGCAACAUGUCUGGCAGCGAGAAGCUUCCCUUGUUGGUAAUCGGGAAGUCAAAGAACCCGAGGUGCUUUAAAGGGGCAACGCUGCCAGUGUUGUACGAAGCCAACAAAAAGGCAUGGGUGACUCAGCAGUUGUUCGAAAGUUACGUCCGCAGGUUGGACAGGAAGUUUGAGCUUCAGAACAGACGUGUCGUGCUCUGCAUUGACAACUGCGCCGCUCAUGGUCACAUCAAGAAUUUGAAGGCUGUCCAGCUGGAAUUCAUGCCACCCAACACGACUGCAGUCCUCCAACCAAUGGACCAAGGCGUCAUCCGCAAUUUGAAACUUUUGUACCGUUCGCGGGUGCUAAACCGCAUGGUGCUGUGUGCGGAAAACGCCAAAGGCUACAACGUUGACCUUCGGUCUGCUGUUGGAAUGCUUGCGGACGCAUGGAAGGCAGUGACGCAAGACACGAUCCGCAACUGUUUUCGUCACGCGGGCUUCGUACUCGCCACAGAAGAACCAGACUUGCCUGAAAGCAACAACACUAUUGACGUGUGCCCGCCCAUGGACGACGUGAUCAACGACCUCCGCUCUGCUGGGGUUUCCAUACCCACAGAAAUAACUUUUAAACAGUUUGUUGAUGCAGACAAUGAGCUCGACUUCUGCGCAGAACUGACUGACGAGGAAAUAGUCCGUCAGGUUGUGGGGGAUUCAGAAGACUCCGAUGUUGAAAAUGAGGAGCCAAUGCCUGCGCCGCCUACAAGCGCCGAGUUGACGCGAGCACUGUUGACUCUUUCAUCGGUAUACAGUGCUGACAUGACCCUUGCACAGAUCGAGGCGAAUAUGAUCGCAUGCAACCGGAACGCCGUCCAAACAACAAUCGGCAAGUUCUUCAAGCCACUGCAGCAAUAACACCGGCUGCCCGACGAUGCAUAUGUAUAUAAUAAAAAACGGCAGUCGGCUGCAUACAGAGUUU
This is a messenger RNA of Dermacentor albipictus, 2097 nucleotides long. RefSeq names its product tigger transposable element-derived protein 4-like. NCBI's taxonomy places the organism in Eukaryota, Metazoa, Arthropoda, Arachnida, Ixodida, Ixodidae. Gene Ontology annotation, cellular component: nucleus. Gene Ontology annotation, molecular function: DNA binding. The record is from RefSeq and is a predicted model, not a curated record.